AUGUGUGUGUACCAGUCAAAUUCGAACAAUAGUAAUCCCUCCUUUAUUUUCGAAAGAACCGUGCAGGACGCAAACUCAAGCGAUCUAUUCCUUCAACCCCCGGUUUCCGCUUCCAACACGGCUCAUAGUUCAAGAUCCAACAGUUCUUACAGCUUGCAAAGCGUUUUUCCUAUCCCCAUCUCUAGUAGCAAGACCAAAACUCCGUCGUUGAGGAAGAACUCUAAUAAUGUCUCCUCUCCCUUAGAUAACAUCAUACCAACGUCCAGGUCGGUGUCGAAUUCCACCACAAGCUCGCUGGCACACCAAGAGUACAUCGUGAACCCUAUUUCUAAUAUGCAUCACCAUCAUCAUCGCCGUCGUACCUUAGAGAACUCCGUGGCCCCAGCUUUGGACGCAAGUUGCUCGAUAGUGAACGAUGAGAAUACUAGCCUGAGCGAUGUCGACAUGGUUUAUUCAAGAAGAUCUUCUUCCACUGUUGGCUUAAACAUGGCCUUAUUAGGUAGAACAAAUAGCGCUACUUUCCCGUCAUCGGAGUUCUCCCCAACUUCUUCAGAUCUCAAACUUUCAAGAUCUCAUUCCCAUUCCGCCGCUAGCCGUCCCACGUUAAAUAGCGGCAAUAACUCUGGGAUGCCCAACAAAGCAUCAAAUGGCGAACCUAAGAGUAGAAUCCUAAGAUUUUACUCUUAUGUCGAUAUGCUAAAUGAUGAAAAACUUUCACAGACAAAUAAUGCCCCUUCAGGUAGGCCAUCGUUAAAAUCUCAAGCAUAUUCAUGCCCUUUCCUUCUCAAGCAAUCUCAGCCACAACCUUAUUCUUCUUCCUCGGCAACAACGACGUUUUCCAAUCCCUUUAUUAAAAGUACGGAGUUCCAAUCGGGUUCUCCUUACGUAUCCCCUCAGCAAACUGCUAGACGAUAUUCUAAUAAUACUAAUAACACCUCCAAAUCACCAAAAAACCAGUCGUCUUCAAUUCUAUUACAAAAAAAAUCCGUUUUGUCAAACACGGAACGUCUAGCAAGUCUAAGAAGAAACCCUAGAUUCCAAAUAGAAUCAAGCGACAGCGAAGAAGAAGAUUUAGCGAUGGAUAUGUUAGAGCCCUCGUUCCCCUCAGCCUCUUCUUUACGUUCAAGUGCAAAUUUGGCAAGUAAUCCCGAAUUAGCAAACCAGAUACCCUUAUCGUCGUCAUCGUCAUACACAGCGAUAGCAAAGUCUACGCCCUUGUCGAGUGAUCCUUCAUACGUCUCCUCUUCUAACACAUUAAAUUCUGACCAUGAGUUAAGAAUUGAAAAAGUUAGUGAAGUACUCAAGAGAAAAGUUUCAAACAGUGGAUUUUCAACUGAUAUGAACAGUUAA
Saccharomyces kudriavzevii IFO 1802 is the source of this 1350-nucleotide messenger RNA. RefSeq names its product Mlf3p (gene MLF3). The record is from RefSeq and is a predicted model, not a curated record. The transcript has a single exon. The coding region runs from base 1 to 1350 and encodes 449 amino acids. Lineage: Eukaryota; Fungi; Ascomycota; Saccharomycetes; Saccharomycetales; Saccharomycetaceae.